GUCUCAAACAUAAUUGAAGUGUGAUCGAAUGAUAAGCAAAAUAGGUGUCUUGUGUUUGAAAUUAUUUUAAAGCUGAUAUCACUUUUAUAUUCUUUUCUUUUUAUCGUUUUGUUUAAUGAGCAAUGUAAUGAUUGACUCCAAUCUUUUGUAUCAUUCUUAUGUCAAAAUAUUUAUAAAGGACAUUUAUAAUUUAACACAUACGAAAAGAGGCUUAUUUCAGUAUUACAAUCGCCUGAUCGACUCUGUUGAAGUAUGUGGUAUAGUCGCUGCCAUAGAUAAGAACAGACGUGUAGCAACCUUUUAUGUUGACGAUUCUACUGGAAUAAUCGAAUGUGGUAUUUGGCACGAAAAAAUAGUCGAAACCCCUCAACUAGGCUCUUUGGUUCGUGCAAGAGGAAAAAUCAACGAAUAUAACGGCAAAACACAGAUUUUUUGCUCGGAUAUUUUUAUUAUGCAGGACCCUAAUUAUGAGUUAUUACACUUUGCUCAAGCCAUUCAUUAUCGAUCUGAGUGUAAGCCUCUUGAGAUAGAAACACCUGAAUCAAGAUUAGCAGAAACAGAAGAUGGUUCAGAUGCUAUGACCUCUACCACAAACAUGAGUGCAGGUGCAAAUGUUAAGGCGGCUUUAGUAGCCUAUCUGACUGAAUCCAGUAUACAAGAGUUUUUUCCUUGGGAAACAAGAAAAGUUCCCAUGAUAGUGGAUCUUAUAAGAAACCAAAAUGGAAUGAACUUAUCGUUUAAUCAAAUUACGAAGUAUAUAAUCAAAGCAUGCAAUGAAUUAGCAGACAAGGGAAUCCUUCAAAUGACAGACAAAGGAAGAUUCAAGUUGAUAAAUAAAAACAUCUGAGGGACGAGGUAUCAAACACUGUCAAAACAUUGAAUGGAUCUAAAGAUAGCAUAAAGUAAAAUCCGUCUGAGGGCGCACUUCACAAUAUGAUGAGGAUCCAAUUGCAACAUAAAAAUACUCUCUCAUCUAUCUCUUUCAUUUCGUUUAUUUCUCUUGAACGACUUUUAGCUUACACAAGGUCAAGUCAGCUUUCCUCACUUCAAUAAAUGUCUUGGCAGGCACAUUCCCUGUUUCAUCUAUAAAAUGCCUCUCAUGUUAGGCCAUCCUUAGUCAUGAACAAUAAAUAAUUAAAUAGAGCCUUGUCAUUUCGAUGACAUAUGUUUCUCCUUGAUCAUUCCUCGGGCUUGAUAAUAAAAAGAAAAAUGACACGUAUUUCAAAAACUACAUUAGAUGUAGCACAAUAAUUGAUAAUUAAUGCUAAUUGUCUCAUUAAUUAAGGUCAGUGUUCGU
Rhizopus microsporus ATCC 52813 is the source of this 1297-nucleotide messenger RNA. Its product is annotated as nucleic acid-binding protein. The record is from RefSeq and is a predicted model, not a curated record. The coding region runs from base 116 to 847 and encodes 243 amino acids. Gene Ontology annotation, molecular function: nucleic acid binding. Lineage: Eukaryota; Fungi; Mucoromycota; Mucoromycetes; Mucorales; Rhizopodaceae. Gene Ontology annotation, biological process: DNA replication; double-strand break repair via homologous recombination; nucleotide-excision repair. Gene Ontology annotation, cellular component: site of double-strand break; chromosome, telomeric region; DNA replication factor A complex. The transcript is spliced from 4 exons.